Molecule: messenger RNA, 210 nt
Organism: Thyridium curvatum
Lineage: Eukaryota; Fungi; Ascomycota; Sordariomycetes; Thyridiales; Thyridiaceae
Exons: 2
Coding region: 1-210 (69 amino acids)
Source: RefSeq, a predicted model, not a curated record
AUGAGACUCACAUCCGUUCUACUGUCACUGUUCCUGCCCAGCCUUGUCCUCUGCGCGCCAGCUGGACCGGCUCACGCUGUGCCAGGGACCAUAGCCAGCCGGGAUGGACACGACGACACUGAUCCUCCGCCUCCAGACUGCAUCAAAGACUGUGACUGCAAGAAGUUUGAACCAGGAAGUUGGGAAGAGGGCCCAAGCUUCGUUUCCUGA